UUAUGUAGCGCAUCAAACACAAAGUUGAUGUUACUGUACGGCAGGGCAUCCCUUGCAUCCUUCCCUACCGUUGGAUCUGAAGACGGAGCAACGAGCAGCGGUGCCGACAGGGACGCCCUACCGGCCGCUAUAAAGGCUCCCCGCGAGGCUGGCGGACAGCCCUGCUGAGUCUCUCACCUGCUGGCGGAGGCGGCCCCCAAAAGCCAAAUUCCCCAACCCACACCACCUCCACACUCCAGGUUAGGGUUUGCUGUCGGCGAUGUCGGAUCGGCAGCCGUCGGAGGAGCCGGAGGAGCAGGUGGACCUGGAGGGGGACGACGACGGCAUGGACGACGACGACGCCGGGUACCGUCGCCGCGGAAGCCGGGACGACUCGGAGGAGCCCGAGGAGGAUGACGACAAUGACGAGCGCCACGGCGACGCCGACGACGACGCCGGGAUGGAGCCGGAGCCGGCCGGAAGUAAAGGCGGGGAUGACACGGGCAAGGGGCCCGACGUCGCCGGUGGCGGGCCCGAGGACGAGGAGGAGAGGAGCAAGUGGGAUGACAUGCUCGCCCUGCCGCCCCAUGGCUCUGAGGUCUUCAUUGGUGGCCUGCCCCGCGACAUCACGGAGGAGGACCUCCGUGAGCUGUGCGAGCCGUUGGGAGAAAUAUAUGAGGUGAGGUUGACCAAGGAUAAGGACACAAAGGAGAACAAGGGGUUCGCCUUUGUCACCUUCAUGGACAAGGAGGCUGCGCAGCGCGCCAUCGAGGAUGUGCAAGACAGGGAGUUCAAGGGGAGGACUUUGCGGUGCUCUCUGUCGCAGGCAAAGCACAGGCUGUUUGUUGGGAAUGUGCCCAAGGGGCUGAGCGAGGAGGAGCUUACCAACACUAUCAAGGGGAAGGGUCCAGGUGUUAUCAACAUUGAGAUGUUUAAGGAUCAGCAUGACCCAAACCGUAACCGUGGCUUCCUCUUUGUUGAGUAUUACAACCAUGCCUGCGCAGACUAUGCCAGGCAGAAACUUUCAUCUCCAAACUUCAAGGUUGAUGGGAGCCAGUUGACUGUUAGUUGGGCUGAACCUAAGGGUUCAACAGAUGCUUCAUCUGCAGCUGCUCAGGUGAAGACUAUAUAUGUGAAGAACCUACCUGAAAAUGUUUCUAAAGAGAAGAUAAAGGACCUGUUUGACAAACAUGGAGAGGUCACAAAAAUCGUUCUGCCUCCUGCCAAGGCUGGUCAUAAGAGAGACUUUGGCUUUGUUCACUUUGCAGAAAGAUCAAGUGCAUUGAAGGCAGUUAAAGGAAGUGAAAAAUAUGAAAUCGAUGGUCAAGUACUGGAAGUGUCCAUGGCCAAACCAUUGGCAGAUAAGAAACCUGAUCAUUCACACAGGCCUGGAGGAGGCCCUAAUUAUCCCCUUCCUCCCUAUGGUGGUGGUGGCUACAUGGGAGAUCCAUAUGGUGCUUAUGGUGGCGGCGGUCCUGCAUACAACCAGCCAAUGAUAUAUGGCAGAGGACCAGCACCGGCAGGAAUGAGGAUGGUGCCGAUGGUGCUUCCUGAUGGCCGCCUUGGCUAUGUCCUGCAACAACCUGGUGGAAUGCCGCCUCCGCCCCCACCGCGGAGGGGUAGUGACCGAAGAGACAGUGGCAGAGGUGGCGAAGGGCACAGCCGGCGAUAUCGCCCUUACUAGCUUUUCCCUUAUGGGCUCUACUCCCAUCAUGUGGUAUGAAGCGUUUAACUUAUGAGACGAGAUAGGAGCCUGUGUUCUUGUCCCAGUAUAAGAUCUGCGAUGGCACGAUGCUUGUACCAUCUGUUUACUUAUUUUUAUCAUGCAGUGCAUGUGACUUGAAACUGUGAUGGACUUGUAUUGCUUUCUGCCUUAUGGCACCUGUAGUAGUGAACUGAUGAAGGAAGUUCAUGCGGACUCUGAAGCUUUGUUGGCUUAGAAUGGUAAUUUUGCUGUAUUCUAUUUCACAGGAGAUAA
This is a messenger RNA of Zea mays, 1957 nucleotides long. RefSeq lists its product as uncharacterized. The record is from RefSeq and is a predicted model, not a curated record. Lineage: Eukaryota; Viridiplantae; Streptophyta; Magnoliopsida; Poales; Poaceae. The coding region runs from base 260 to 1663 and encodes 467 amino acids. Gene Ontology annotation, molecular function: RNA binding. The transcript is spliced from 9 exons.